AUGGCCGCUUCAACACAACAGGCUCACGGGAGGCAAUCGCUGUGCCUGGCGAGUGAAAAGCCCGGCCUUGCUGUUCACCACGGUGACACGGCCUUUCCGUCGCUGGUCAGCAAUCACUUUGAUAACCAAGAAAACGACGCGGCCGAGCGGCUGGUCGCUUUAAAAAGAACACUACGGACGACUGGGACAACAUUGACAUGGGAGAAGUUUCUGGAGGAGCUGGCCGGGUUCGGCCAUGCCCAGUGCGCCUUUGUCGUCCGGCGCUUAUGUCCCAUAGGCGAAAACGACGACGAGGAGGAAGAAGAAGAAGAAGAAGAGAUGGGCGAUGACUGCCAGGACCUGGCCAUGGCUUGCUAUUACGACGACGGACGCGGAAAGAAGGGCUGGCUCCGAGAUCACACAUACUCUGCUACCAACACCCCCUGUGAUCAGAUGAAACACGGCAAAGUGUUUUUGAUUCCCGGUCAUCUGCAGUCCUGCGCCGUGUCUGACUGUUUCCCCUUCGCUGCCGACGCCUACAUCGCAACCCCACUGUGGUCCGGAAACCGGAAUGUCGGGCACUUUGGGAUGGUGUGGUCGGAUGAAGGCCUGAGGCAAAGGUCACUAUCCUGGUCAUAUAUAGAGAUGCUUUUGCAUUCUCUCGAGGACAUGGUGGCCCAGCGUGUCCUAGAUGACAACGUAUCGUCUCCCAAAACAGAAAACCAACUUCCACUACCCACCCCGACUUUUCCAAAACCACAACCAGCGACCGCCCCCUCGUCACCUAUAUUCGCCCACCCUUUGAAGCCUUUCGCCCCAAGCUUGUCUCACGAGCUACGGACCCCAAUGCAAGGUGUGGUCGGCAUGCUCGAUGUCAUGCAUGCCAACGUCCAAGAGGCAAUUGAUGAGGGAACCAUGAGCAAGGCGUCUCUCCUCCUGCAAGACCUAAGGGGAAACAUCGAGCUGGUUCAAGACAGUGCCCGGCGUGCUGUCGAAGCAGCAGACAAUGUGGUACACGCUUACGAUCUCAACAUGGAGGUUCCGGAAACUCCCCACAAAGAGGUUUAUACCAGCAUCAUGGGCGAUCCUCUACAUGCCGAAUCUAUGCCCUAUUCAGAAACAAAACUACCCCCUAACCCCUACAAACGCCGUCGAAGCUUCUCCGUUGAAUGGUCGAAGCAUGGCCGCGCUCCCAAGCGCUCUGCCAGGCGGAACGCUUCCCACGGAGACCUGUCACCGCGUAGCGAGGUCAAGAACGCGAUUCAUGAAAGCGACAAGAUUGUCUAUUCUCCGACAAAACACCGCAUCGAAGAGGUCGUCGUCAAUGCCGUUUCUCAAAGACCGUCGCUAGCUGCCCGUCGUAUGGCUCCGCAAAUGCUUCUCGAAGGUGUCCCAUCUACCGCCGUCCGUCACACAAAGAUACGCGAGCUUCUACAUCUAGUCAUCAACGAAUCUUUACAUAUUGGCAAGCGGCCCGAAUCGACUAGAAGCGAGAAAACGUCGUUGGGUGAACGCAUCGAUGUCCAUGCACUAGCACCAAACGGCGAAACAUGUGUGAAGAAUAUUGAGUGGUCUGUAGACGCAAAUGUGCCCGAGACCCUGUUUGUUGACGAACGGGAUCUGGCCAAACUGAUCUCAUGUGUCUUUCUGAAUGCUGUCAAAUUCACCGAACGUGGGGGGAUUGGUGUGUCAGCCACGUUAAGCAGCAAGGCUCCUCAGCACAUCCGCCUCAACAUUCGCGAUACCGGCACUGGAAUUCCAGAGGAGUUUUUCCCUAACCUGUUCAAGCCAUUUUCGCGAGAGGACGACUCGACCACGCGAACAAGAGACGGAUUAGGACUUGGACUACUGGUCGCCAAAGGCCUCGCCAGGAAAAUGGGAGGAGACCUCCUUUGUGUUCAUUCGUCUACUUCUGGCCCUGAACGAGGGUCAGAAUUCGAAAUCCGGAUCCCUGUUAGUCCAAGUGGAACAUUGAGUCGGCCAAGCACUCCUCAGUCUAUCUCUACACCAAUUCUACCCACGCCUUUACCCACUGACCAACCUUCUAAUUUCAACUCUCCUGCCCCGCCUUUGGUAGAUGAAUCCGGGUCAAUAGAUCCAGCUGACGACCUUGGCAUUGCUCUUCCAGCGGCUGGCAUGGCUGAUCCAGCGAGCAACGCGAUUCCCCAUUCAGUGCCAACAAGGUUGGAUGAUGUUGUUCCAUCUCGACCCUUUCUACGCCCUAUUCUUCCCCUCUCACCUUCGAAUGCGAUCAGCAAACCUCAGAGCAAGCUAAAAAGACCUUCCCUUGUACAGGAAAACCCUCUUACAUUCCUUGUCGCAGAAGACAACCAAAUCAACCGGAAAAUUUUGGUGAAUAUGCUACGGAAACUGGGAUAUCGCGACAUAUACGAGGCGUAUGACGGACAGCAGGCUGUUCAUAUCAUGGAGAAACAGCUCCUUUCUUCAUAUCCUUUACCGUCACCGGAAUCGUCGCCGUCAUUGCAAGGAAGCGACAGCGGCGUUGAUAGCCCGCCUUCCUCGGACAGCAACAACGACGACACCAACGAUAAGAAAAGAACGAAGCCGAUCGAUGUCGUCUUGAUGGAUCUCUGGAUGCCAGUGAUGGAUGGCUACGAGGCGACAUCUCAGAUCUUCCAGCUGGUCAACGAACACUGCAAUCGACUUAGUCCGCCUGUCAAUCGUAAACAGGGCAGCCCGGUGGGAGACAGCGGGCCACCCUCGUAUUGGGAAAGCCACGAAGAAACCGAACAUUUUUCGUCCUCUUCCUCCUCCUCUUCGCCAUCAUCUGUGUCAGCAUCGGAUAUCUCGCCCAAGGUUCUGGCAGUCAGUGCCGACGUGACGGACGAAGCUUUGAACCGAGCUUCGCAAGUCGGUAUCCAGGGGUACAUGAUGAAACCGUACAAACUGGCCGAUUUGGAAAGACUGAUUGCCGAUUGUUGCAUAUCUGACUUUGUAUAG
Messenger RNA from Talaromyces rugulosus, 2940 nucleotides. RefSeq lists its product as uncharacterized. Lineage: Eukaryota; Fungi; Ascomycota; Eurotiomycetes; Eurotiales; Trichocomaceae. The transcript has a single exon. Bases 1 to 2940 code for a protein of 979 amino acids. Gene Ontology annotation, biological process: phosphorelay signal transduction system; protein autophosphorylation. The record is from RefSeq and is a predicted model, not a curated record. Gene Ontology annotation, molecular function: histidine phosphotransfer kinase activity; phosphorelay sensor kinase activity.